AUGAGCGUUUUCACCCAAAGAAAAUCUCCCCCAAGCCAGAGGCCCUGGAGCGAGGGGGAGACUCACCGGCGCAGCGGCUCCAGGGAAGGAGCUCGCCAGGGCACAGAGCACCUCCCCCUGGCCAGGGUCCCUCCUGCCGCAGGCGCCGCGGGCCGAGACCGGGCUCCCCGCCGGCAGCGGCCGCCCCGGGGCGCGAUCUCACAGAGCCCGGCCGGCUCGACACCUGCCCCCGGGGCACGUCCCGACGCGGGGCAGAAGCCGCCCCUCGGCCUGCGGCGCCCCCGGGAGCCCCAGCAACGGGCCGCGGGGGGGCGGAAGCAGGUGGGCGGAAGUCGCGCGUGCGCAGAGGCAGAGCUCAGCGGCUGCUGCGGGAGCGGGCUGAGCGGCAGGGUCUGUGCCGGGGCGACCUUCAUUAACCCCCCCGCGCCCGGCCCGCGCCCUGCUCCCGCUGGGGCCGCCCCGGGCCCUGCCCGCCCCGCUGCCGAGCUGCCGCCUCCAGGCUGCAGAACGACGUCCAUCCUCCAGCUCAGCUCCUCCCAUCCUCCCAUGGGAUGGGGAAGAGAAAUGGCUGCAGUGGAGCCAGCUCAGGGGCCGGUGACCUUCACGGAGGUGGCUGUGUAUUUCACCAAAGAAGAGUGGGCUCUGCUGCAUCCUGCUCAGAGAGCUCUCUACAGAGAUGUCAUGCAGGAGAACUAUAAGAAUGUGACCUCGCUGGGCCAUGCUUACUGUUCCUGGCUUCUCCAGGACUGACUCAUUGUCUCUGGACUUCUCUGUCGGCAAGAAGCAAUGGCAGGGAGACUUGCCCUCUGUCUGGAGUCUUCGAUUUCUGGGAGAAGGAUUUACUUUCUCUGUGUUUUUAUGAGACCCUUUGAAAUUCAGCGUCUGCGACAUUAACCACAGUACAAUCUGGACUGUUGAAUAGCUGUUUCUCCUCAGUUCCCCAACCUGCGGUGCCUUUUACACUGCUUUACUGUGAGAACAGCCACUCCUAGGCGGUUAACACACAGUCUCCAGCAUGUAACUCGCUCCCAGCUUCACAGUAUUGACUGCUGCUAGGCAGCGACGCUCCCGUUACAGUACACCACAGGAGAACCUCAGAAACUUCUCUGCUACCAGACUUUCCCCCAGAAAUGUGCAUCUUGCAUUGUACAGCACACUGCUGAACAAUGCAAACUCAUACGAAGUCUGUCAUUUCAUCAGUGGAAAAUGACAUGCACCAGGCUCGUUAUUCCAGAUGGAGUUUCCAACUCACUUUAAUCCAAACACACUGGUUAAAUAAAACAAUAAAACCAAAUUGUUAACUAUGGAAAAAAAGGAUUUUAAGUGACUACAGGUAAUGAUUUUGGAAUACUGAAAGUCGUCUUGUUUUUUGUUUUUUUUAGUUGUACAGGAAGUGAUGGCUAAUCUUGAAAAGUUAAUUUGAUUUAAUUUACCCCCCGUAGUGUAAGAAGUUCUGGUAGAAAACCUUGCUCCAAAGGUUGGGGUGGGAGAAUGUGUGUGAGAGAGAAUGUAUAAGAGAAUAUUGGCCUAGUAUAGAUUUUAAUUUUUUGUAUUUCAAAUAGAACUUAUUUUGCUUAGCCUCAAAAUCAAUUUCUAUUAAAAGGAAAACUACUUGAGACAA
Caretta caretta (loggerhead turtle) is the source of this 1621-nucleotide messenger RNA. The record is from RefSeq and is a predicted model, not a curated record. Lineage: Eukaryota; Metazoa; Chordata; Testudines; Cheloniidae.